GACCCACUUCCCGUCUUCCGGUCGGGUCUCUUCCUCUCGGGGAGCAAGGUCGUGAGUGCGCGAAGGCUUUGAGGUUUGCGGCCAUUUCUCCCGCCUUGCGUCUCUGCACCUUUCGCGGAGGCUCCAGCGGCACCAUGUUGGGGCAGAGCAUCCGGAGGUUCACAACCUCUGUAGUGCGUCGGAGCCACUACGAGGAGGGUCCCGGGAAGAAUCUGCCAUUUUCUGUGGAGAACAAGUGGAGGUUACUGGCUAUGAUGACCUUGUACUUUGGAUCUGGUUUUGCGGCACCUUUCUAUAUAGUGAGGCACCAGCUGCUUAAGAAAUAAGGAUGUUGUAAUUCAUCCCCUUUCGCAGAUGGGAAGAAUUUCUCAAGAGGUGUAAUGUCUGGAAACAGAUCAAACUUAAAUUGACAUGGCAUACUAGACAUGUUUGUAAAUAAACUGAUGACAUGAAUACCUAAUGCUUCUGCUCUGAAAUACAGAAUAUUAUUACUGA
Molecule: messenger RNA, 495 nt
Organism: Chinchilla lanigera (long-tailed chinchilla)
Lineage: Eukaryota; Metazoa; Chordata; Mammalia; Rodentia; Chinchillidae
Product: cytochrome c oxidase subunit 7C, mitochondrial
Exons: 3
Coding region: 135-326 (63 amino acids)
Biological process (GO): mitochondrial electron transport, cytochrome c to oxygen
Source: RefSeq, a predicted model, not a curated record